Messenger RNA from Zasmidium cellare ATCC 36951, 999 nucleotides. RefSeq lists its product as uncharacterized. The transcript has 2 exons. NCBI's taxonomy places the organism in Eukaryota, Fungi, Ascomycota, Dothideomycetes, Mycosphaerellales, Mycosphaerellaceae. Gene Ontology annotation, molecular function: methylmalonyl-CoA epimerase activity. The record is from RefSeq and is a predicted model, not a curated record. Gene Ontology annotation, biological process: L-methylmalonyl-CoA metabolic process. Gene Ontology annotation, cellular component: mitochondrion. Bases 1 to 999 code for a protein of 332 amino acids.
AUGGCAGACAACGACAAAAUCACCUUGACCCGCCUCUCCCAUGUCAUAUACCUGCAUCAAGACCUCAACAAGUUCAAAGCAUUCGCCAAGGACUUCGGCCUCGAGGAAGCCGACACACAGCCUGACGAGAACCUCGUCCUCUUUCGAGGCUACGGUCUAGACCAAUACGUCUACAUCGCCGCUCAGGCCCCAGCGGGCGAGGCGAAGAAGUUCGUCGGCGCGGGGUUUGUGGCGAGGUCCCGCGAGGACUUUGCCCGGGCAUGUCGACUCCCCGGCGCCGAGAUCGUUGACAUCAGUGCUUGGCCAGGCCAAGGCAGCCUGGUGAAGAUACGCGAUCCGAAUGGGUACGAGAUGAGGAUUCUGUAUGGGCAGCAGGAGCAGUCUCUUACGACGAAGGGGAUCUCCGUGGUAGACGGUGGGAGACCUACGUUGAAUGGUGCAAUCGACAAGCAGCGCAAGGGUGAAUAUACCCGCAUGGUCCAAAGCCCCGCCGCAAUUCACAAACUAGGCCACUUCGGCUACGAGACGGACAACUACGAAGCGACCUGCGCCUGGUACACAUCAACCUUCAACUUCAAACCCACCGACGUGCUCCACGCUCCCGGUAAAGAGGACCUGGACGUCGCCUCCUUCAUGCACCUCGACCUCGGAGCCGAAUACGUCGACCACCACUGCCUCCUCCUGACGCGCAGCGAAAACCCCGGGACGAAAAUCCAUCACUCUUCCUUCGAGGUCGAGGACAUCGACACGCAGAUGAUCGGGCAUCAGUGGCUUCUAGACCACGGCCAUGAGCUCGUCUGGGGUAUUGGACGGCACGUUCACGGGUCGCAGGUGUUUGAUUAUUGGUAUGACUCGGACCGGUUCAUCAUAGAGCACUAUGCGGAUGGAGAUUUGGUCAAUGGGGAUACUGGUGUUUAUAGGGCUGUGGCUGGGAAUAUGGCGGUGUGGGGACCGCCGGUGCCGGUGAUUUGGGGAGGGAAACAGCGGAUUAGUGCGUGA